AUGCCAUCCUCCAUCACGUGGGGCCUCCUCUUGAUGGCAGGCCUGUGCUGCCUGCUCUCUGCCUCCCUGGCUCAGGGUUCCUAUAUAGAUCCCCACCCUCACCAUAAGAUGUUCCGGAACCUGGGUGACUUUGCUUUCAGCCUGUACCGCCAUGUGGCCAAUCAAUCCAACUCUACCAACAUCCUCUUCUCCCCACUAAGCAUCGCUACAGCUUUUGCGAUGCUCUCCCUGGGGGCCAAGGGUGAGACUCACACCCAGAUCCUGCAGGGCUUACGUUUCAACUUGAAGGAGUUUCCUACGUCUGAUAUCCACAAAGGCUUACAGCAUCUCUUCAACUCGCUAAACCAGGCAGACAAACAGCUGAUCAGUAGCAGUAUGCUAUUUAUUGAUAAGAAGCUGAAGCAAAAGCAUACGUUUCUGGGCGAUGUCCAGAAAAUGUAUCAUUCAGAAGCCUUCUCCGUCAACUUCACAGACACUAAGGUUAAGAAACACAUGAAUGAUUAUGUAGAGAAGAAAAGCCAAGGAAAAUUUGUGAAUCUGGUCAAAGACCUUGACAAAGACACAGUUUUGGCUCUGGUGAAUUACAUCUUCUUUAAAGGGAAAUGGGUGGAACCCUUCAACGUUAACAUGACCGAGGAGGAGGACUUCCAUGUGGAUGAGGCCACCACUGUCAAGGUGCCCAUGAUGAAGAGCUUGGACAUGUUUAACCUAGUCUACUGUAACAAGCUCUCCAGCUGGGUGCUGCUCAUGGACUACGUGGGCAACGCCACCGCCUUCUUCAUCCUGCCUGACAAAGGGAAAAUGCACCAUUUGGAAGCCAAUCUCUCCAAGGAAGACCUCGCUACAUUCCUGAAAAUGAAACAACUCAGAUCUGCCGAUUUAAGUUUGCCCAGACUGUCCAUUUCUGGAACCUACGAUCUGAAAAAUGUGCUGGGCAAAAUGGGUAUCACCAAGGUCUUCAACAACGCAGCUGAGCUCUCGGGGAUCAGUGAGGAAACACCCCUGAAGCUGUCCCAGGCGCUGCAUAACGCUGUGCUGACAAUUGACACAAAAUAUUCUGGUGUCACCUCUUUUGAUAAGAGUAGAUUGCGUUGGUAUCUGAACAUCAAGUUGAACAGGCCAUUUUUAGUCGUCAUCAUGGAUAAAGUCAGCAACAUUCCCCUCCUUGUGGGAAGGAUGGUAAAUCCCACACAAAAAUAA
Molecule: messenger RNA, 1200 nt
Organism: Miniopterus natalensis
Lineage: Eukaryota; Metazoa; Chordata; Mammalia; Chiroptera; Miniopteridae
Source: RefSeq, a predicted model, not a curated record